Molecule: messenger RNA, 2319 nt
Organism: Cordyceps fumosorosea ARSEF 2679
Lineage: Eukaryota; Fungi; Ascomycota; Sordariomycetes; Hypocreales; Cordycipitaceae
Product: protein arginine N-methyltransferase HSL7
Exons: 4
Coding region: 1-2319 (772 amino acids)
Biological process (GO): regulation of DNA-templated transcription; peptidyl-arginine N-methylation
Cellular component (GO): nucleus; cytosol
Source: RefSeq, a predicted model, not a curated record
AUGUCUACAACCGAGUAUGAUCGACCAUACUUCACGUUUGGAUACCAUGAUAGUACCCGAGAUACACCGCUGAAUGAUCUUCAGUAUGGCUACCUCUUGAACCAGGGCUUCAAUUUCGCAGUUGCGCCCAUCACCAAUCAAAGUUUCCGGAAACGAAUCUUUAAGCUCGUUGAAGAUCAUAUGAAUCAGCUGGCCAAGUCCAAGUCUGAGAGCACCACCAUCGUGACGGCUGCGCAGGCCGACCCAACCAUCCCUCCCCUCACCCCGGAGGACACCAGCUUGUUCCCCUCUCAGGCCGUCAACACCUACACUGGCUGCAUCAGCCCUUGGAUCGACCUGUCAUCGCCAAACCCAAUCAUCGCAAGCGUGUCGCGACAGGUCCUGAACCUGGAGAUCAACUAUGCGAGCUUCUGCGGGCUUCGCAUCGUCAUGAUCCCGCCGCCCGAGCGGGACGGCUCGCGCGGCGCUGGAAACUCUGGCCUGGCGCAGUAUGCUCGUGCCGUUCAGGAGGCACUGAACAUUGGAGCCAACAUGAGCUUUGCCGUGCAAAUGCCCAUGUACCGCGAGCCAGGUAUCGACGGCGGCGUUGAAACCCUGUCUCGCCUCAACCCAGUCUCGCAGGUCCCGCCGGUCGCGCAUGAAAUCGACAUCUUCACCACAUGGGACUCCUGGCACAAUGUGCGAAGCGCCUGUAGUUACAACCUGAGACUGUUCCUCGCUUUAAAAGUUCCAAAGGUGAUGCCCGACAAAGCACUACAGGACCGAUGGUUCUCGGAGCCUCUCAUGUAUCUCACAUUUACCCCAGAAAUUUUUCAGACCAAUAAUUCCGGCAACCCCUCGCUUUCUAAACACCACCGAGACAUGGUGUAUACUUACAUGAAGCUCAAGGCCGCGCCGGGGCUCCUAAUGUUGAAUGCCGGACCUCGCAUCGAUCAUAUUAAAGAUUUUUCGCAGACUAUAAUCUCUGGGGAUGCCUUCCCGUCGCUUUCCGAGGCUUAUACCGAGAGCCAGCCUGCGUCUGAAGAAGCCGGCAAGGUGUCCCCGUACAUCGAGUACAUGCGCUGGGUGGAAUCGGGGCAGCCAUCGCCCACGAUAUUCGAGUCACCAAUGCUUACAAGCUUCCAAGACUGGCUCCAGUCACCGCUGCAGCCUUUGUCUGACAACCUAGAAUCGGCUACCUACGAGGUAUUUGAGGGUGAUCCCGUCAAGUACAAUCAGUACGAAGCCGCGACCAUGGAGGCCCUGAUUGAGUGGAAGAAGCUCAAAAAGCCCACGUCAAAGGAGGGCGUCGUUGUCAUUGCCGUGGCGGGCUCAGGCCGCGGACCUCUUGUCACACGAGCCCUCAAGGCCGCCGAGUAUGCCAACGUGGAUGUGGAGGUUUGGGCUGUCGAGAAGAACCCGAACGCGUACGUGUAUCUGCUGCGCCAGAACCAGAGUAUUUGGGGCGGCCGCGUCAAGGUCGUCAAGACGGACAUGAGACACUGGAAGGGCCCCGUGAUUUCAGAGUCCGCAGCGGGACCGGUCUACGGCAAGGUGGACAUUCUUAUUUCGGAGUUGCUGGGCUCGUUUGGCGACAACGAGCUCUCUCCCGAGUGUCUGGACGGCAUCCAGCACGUUAUGGCACCACAGGGCAUCUCCAUCCCGAGCUCUUACACGGCGCACUUUACGCCGAUCGCCUCGCCCAAGCUGCACGCGGACAUCUUCGCGCGCUCCGCCACCGACCCGAAUGCGUUUGCCACGCCGUGGGUCGUGCACCUGUUCUCGCUCGACUACAACGCCAGCCGCGUACCGGACCAUCCGCGCAUCCAGGAAGCCUGGGAGUUCUCGCACCCCAUCCCCGAGUCCACGCUGCAGGGAAUCGAGGCACGGCGCUCCGGAGGCGUCGUGGGCGGCGGCGGCGGCAGUAUGGCCGGCGCGGCCGGCGCCAACGACCACAACUCGCGCUUCUGCCACCUCACCUUUGUCUGCCGGACGCGAGGUGUCACACACGGCUUGGCGGGGUACUUUGAGUCUACCCUGUACGAGUCGCAGGUCGAGGAAACGCGGGGCGAAAAGGUCGAGAUCAGCACGCACCCGGAGCGCAUCGAUAAGAAGAGCAAGGAUAUGAUCUCGUGGUUCCCCAUCUUCUUCCCUCUCAACCAACCGCUUUACUUUCCUGCGGACACGGAGCUGGAGGUAAGCAUGUGGCGGCAGACGGACGAUACGCGCGUGUGGUACGAGUGGCUUGUAGAGGCGUGGACCUGGGUGGGUGAGAAUAGCCGCGUCAAGGUUGGGUCGUCGGAACUGUGCAGCAGCCGCAAGAUGGCAUGUCUGAUGUAG